Mytilus californianus (California mussel) is the source of this 1749-nucleotide messenger RNA. RefSeq lists its product as uncharacterized. The transcript has 9 exons. The coding region runs from base 318 to 1454 and encodes 378 amino acids. The record is from RefSeq and is a predicted model, not a curated record. Lineage: Eukaryota; Metazoa; Mollusca; Bivalvia; Mytilida; Mytilidae.
CGAAUGUUACAAUAAAAAAUAAUGUAAACGAAGUGAACGAAGGAAGAACUAUAUCCUUAUGCAGUUAUGUUGAUAGCAAUCCAGCACCAGAUGCAAUUUGGUGGUCAAGAGGUUAUAACAGACUAAUUAGUAGCUUUAAUAUAACUUCAUCUUGCUUAGUAAUUUCAAAUAUAACCAGAAAUAACAACGGAACUUAUACGUGUACAGCAAAAAAUCAAAUUGGCGAAGGAUCGACAACUUCAACAGUUAUAGUAAAAUAUCCACCAAAUGUUAAGUUAGAAUAUAAGAACGUAACUAUCGAUACACGGAAAAGGAACAUGCAGUGUAUAGCAGACGGAAUACCGACAAAGUACACGUAUAGUCCGUGGGAACAUCGAUCUGAAUAUAAUGAACACAUACGAUAUUUAGAUUCCUCAAGCACAGGAAUACUCAUUCUUCCAAGUAGCGAAUCGAAGUUAAAUAGGUAUCAAGACAGUGGAAUUUAUAUAUGUAGAGUUACAAAUGGUAUUCCAGAUGUAAACAGUAAUUAUGAACAUGCAGGGAAAGGGUAUUUUGUUUCGGAAGGUCCUCCAGUAAUCGUGCAGGAGAACAGUCCGACGCAGUACGGCUUAACAGGACAGCAAACUAUUAUCAAACUGAAUGUUUUGAGUUAUUCUGAUUUAAUUUGCAAUGAGAUAAGUAAGGUACAUGGUAUAUUGGAACCUAAAGAUCCUUCAAGGAUAACAAUUGACUCCGUGAAAGUAAAGGAUGUUUUUCAUGGAGUAAACGUGUCAGUGAAUGGACUUGAAGUUGCAUUUCAUUUUACCAAGUUGACACCAAGCCAUUUUCAUAUGUAUAAUAUUACUGUAUGUAAUAAAUUUGGAAGUCAAAGCUUUAUCGUAGAUCUAAUUUCAUCCAACAACAAAGAGACAGAUAGGAAAUGGAACAAUGGAAAGCCAACAGUUACAAUAGUCUUAGUUUCUAUUGUCGUAUGUUUUGCUAUCAUUCUGAUCAUAAUAGUGAAAAUGAAGAAAAGGACCGGCAACAGAAAUAUUGACGAAAAUGAAGAAAAUGUUGAAGGACUCGCCGAACCCGUAGAAAAUGUCAUGUAUCAUUCAGUCCAGCAAGACCAGAACAGUAUGAUGCCAUCACCUGUCAGUACGUUGCUACCAGAUAACACAAGUAGCAAUGGCACGGUUUCAGACACUGGAACUAUAGCAUACUCGAAUGGCAUAAUUGAACAAUCUAUGGAAAGCCGACUGAAUUAUGCUGACGUCAUGUUUGAACCAUCAGCUUCACAAGACCCAGUAAGAAUAAUUGGUUUGGAUGACAGGACAGUGUAUGCGGAUGUCGAUAUAUCUCUAGUGGCUCAAUGUCCUUCGGGAAGACAGAGUGAUACAAGCAGCAGUGAGGAUGAUUUUGUUUACAUAGAUGGCAUUGAAAAUUACAUAGAAAAAAGGGAGGCAAACGAUUAAAUUAUGAAAAUUUGAUUUAACUGUCUUUUGAGACUUAUUUGAAUAAUAAUGUGUUUCUUCUGUAAAGUUGUUAUAUUAAAUUGGAUUAUAUUUGUUUUAAUUCCAUUGAUUAAACACUAUCUUGUAUAAAAUUGUAUUAUUGAUAUAAUUGCUAUUAACAAAAAUUUAUUUUACAGCAUUAAAAAAGGGUAAUGUUGCACUAUAAAAAUAUUUAAAAUUUACAAAGAAGUCUAAAUUCCAUAAAAUAAAAGGCAAUGUCAGGUAUAAAAGAAUACGAUAGAAUACAAAACAACGC